AUGAAGAUCAGAAUUCGUUUCGUGGGUUACAACAACAAGGGAUGCACAGACAGAUGGUUCAACUUUUCUCAAUUCACUGUGAUUGAAUCCAAGCCAGUGUUUGAUGUUCCACUCAAUGUUCAUCACUCUAUAACAGAGAAUGUGGCUUUUGAUAACUCUAAAAAGCCACCUCAGCUCAAGAAGGCAAAGAAGAAUCAAAAGGUGGCCCAAAAAUUUCAAGCAGACAAAUCCUUGAAAAUUCGUCUCUACCCCAAUGAACAAGAAAGGACAACAUUGAAUCAGUGGAUGGGAACUGCUCGUUGGAUCUACAACAGGUGUUUAGAAUUCACCAACAAAUCCAAAGGUGUCAAGAAAAAUAAGAAGAAUUUCAGAACGUUUGUGGUGAACAAUGAUAAUUAUCAGACAGAAAAUCAGUGGGUUGUAAAUACUCCUUAUGACGUAAGAGAUGCUGCCGCUAUUGAAUUGUUGUUCAACAUUAACUUUGAAAAGAAGAAGGCUGGAACGAUUGACAAGUUCAUGAUCCAUUUCAGGCGAAAGAAAGACAGAAAAGAUCAUUUCAUUCUCCAUUGCAAGCACUGGAAAUCAAAGAAAGGACAAUAUUCAUUUAUUAGGAACAUCAAGAGCGCCGAACCUUUGCCUAAGGAGCUUCAGUACAAUUCCGUCAUUAUUAAGAACAAGUUGAACCAUUAUUAUUUAUGUAUUCCACAAGUACUGGAUAUUAGGGGUGAGAACCAAGCCCCUCAACAUUCAGGACAAGUUGAAGCAUUGGAUCCAUGA
Messenger RNA from Naegleria lovaniensis, 777 nucleotides. RefSeq lists its product as uncharacterized. The record is from RefSeq and is a predicted model, not a curated record. Lineage: Eukaryota; Heterolobosea; Eutetramitea; Acrasida; Naegleriidae. Bases 1 to 777 code for a protein of 258 amino acids. The transcript has 2 exons.